AACGUAGGGCAGCGACCGUCAGUCGGCCUCGAUGACGGAAUGUGUGAAAAUUUUUAAGAUGGUGAUCAACUGUAUUUUUCAUAUUUCACCUUUAAAAAUCAAUUUUGGUGCUUUGUUUCUAUAUUAAUACUUAGAAAAUGUGUUUAGGACAACUUUAAAGCUUUAGAAAUUAGUUAAGAACAAACGUUACGGACUCGGAAGUGCUUUACGUGUUAGGUGCGCUAGCUGACAUUGUUUCGUUAAAAAUUGUUGAGUCCAUCGCGAUUGUUAUGUUUAUGCUGGUUCUGUGUGCUUUUAUAACGCCUUGUAAAUGGUUUAGGAGAUUCUGAUGUUUCCGAAGUUAUGGAGAAGCAGGAUAGAUCAAAUGCCAACAUGGAGGCGACUGAUUAUGUGGACACCAAACAGUCAAAGCAGCGGGCGUCGAUUAAAUGGCUGUUGUCGAAGGCGUUCAACAACAGGGUCCCGGAGAAUCUUCAGGAGCCAUUCUACCGGGAUCAUGAGGAUCAGGAGCAUUUGAAGCCGCCGAUAUGCGGCGGUCUCGCGAACGCGGAGUUGUACUGCCUGGCUCUCGCCAACAUGUACUCCGACCCGAACUACCACAGCCUGAACCACUGGAACAUCCUGCAGACGUUCGCCAGGAAGGGCGUGCAUGUACCGGACCCGCCGGACUGCGCGCUCACCGAGACUGUGCUCAUACAGACCAAUCCUCUCAAAAUGGGCGCGCACAUGGCCGUCAUAGAGGCGCUGAUGGUGCUGUACGCGCGUGAGGUAGUGACGCCUGACCGCGUGUCUGCGGCUGCGCAGCGCUUCGGCAUCGGGCAGCCGCCGCUCGCGGGCUCUGCCACCGGGGUCGCGCACGAGGACGGCAUCCUGCACUGGAUCAACGCGGCCUGCGCGGCGCUUAAUAAGGCUGAGGAGUCGUCCUCCCCGCCCGUGCCGAUGGUGUCGAGCCUGCCGGACGUGUGCGACGGCACGGCGCUGGCGGCGCUGGUGUCGUUCUACUGCCCGGAGGCGCUGCCGCGGUCGGCGGUGCGCGUGGGCCGCAUGGCGUCCAUACAGGACUGCCUGCACAACCUCAUGCUCGUGCACGACUUCUGCGCGACGUGUCUGCCGCACAACGUGUUCCACAUGAUGCCCGAGGAUGUCACUUAUAUGAGAGGGUCAAUGCGACAAAAUCUAGUGGCGAUGCUCGCCGAUCUGUUCAACAUGUUAGAAGUGCACCCUGUCAAGUCAGUCAAGUGUCCGGGAAGCGCGCGCGAGGCGUGCAACGAGCACGGCGUGCGGCACCGACGCGGCCUCCCCGCGCCGCCGCCCGCGCCCAUCCCCGACCUGCGCGCCGACCUGCGCGCCGCGCCGCACCUGCAACACGCAGCUCACGCGUCGUCGCGCAGCUCGUCGCCGGAGCGGCGCGCGAGCCCGGCGCGCGAGCACUUCGUGGUGCACCGCGGCCGCCCCGUCACCACGCUCGCCGCGCUCGCCCGUCGGGACACCGACAUCGCACCAGUAGACUCCAACAUGACAGCGGCGGGCCGCCCGUCGAACUGGGCGGAGUCGCGCGAUGCGACCUAUGCAGGCCGGCGGUCGCGCCGCUCGUCCAUCUCCGACGACAGCCAGCUCACGGUGGAGAACUUCGGCGGAUCGCAGGACCGGCUGCACUUCGCCGGCAAGAACCCGGAGAAGGAGCUCGCUACCUUAGCCAACGUCAGGAAGAUAUCCGCGCCGGCCGGUCCACUAGACUACAACCCACCAUUGCGCUCAUCACGACAAGACAUUCGCGGCACAUUCCAGCUCUUCCACGACGAUUUCCAGAACGGCUCACAGGAUAAGAAAAUCGAACGACAGUCAUCCCAGCAGGAAGAACUCUUCCCGAUCCGAAGGCAGCUGAGCAGUGACACGAUCACGCUCGGCCGCCACACCUUCGACUACAAGGGCGGGGGAGAUGCAUUCUACCUCAACGAGAAAGACACGACCGACGGCGACACUAUCAAGAAGGUCUUCGUUGAUUUAACAGAGAGUAGGAGUAACGGUGACCAGUCAGGUCUGCAGUCGCAGUUCAGUACAGAGGAGCCGACGGACAGGCGGAAGACGACAACGUUCUCGACGCCUCCGCCGAACACUACCACGUGGCAGCAGCAGUUCAUGCAGCAAGAAACGCAUCCCAAUGGUGAUGACCUAACAGACGACACAUCGACAGCGGGCGGUGGUCAAAUGGCGGCACAGCUCAACAACAUACGAUUGAAACUCGAAGAAAAGCGGCGACGCAUCGAACAGGAGAAGCGACGAAUGGAGAUGGCGGUGAACAAGCAACGGCAGCAGCUCGGCCAGCAGGCGUUCCUGCAGGCCGUCACUCGGGAUACGUAUUUGCAAUACCAGUUGGCCUCUUUGGGCAAGGGCGCGCGCACGCCGGCCGCCGACGACGCCAAGCCCGACGCGCACACGCAGGAGAUGGUGGUGGAACCGCCCAGUCAGUCUGUGGAGAACGUCGUGUUAGAGCAGUACCAACAAUCGAUUGCCAAUUAUACUAAUUCCAGAAUGAACUCAAGCCUUCAAGACAUACAGAGCGACAUCGCGAGGCUCGCGAGCCAACAGACGCAGUUACAGCAACAACACCAGCAACAUCAACAGGCGAAACAGUUAUUCCAGCAACAACCACAACCUCAGCAGUCAAUGCAACCGCAAAUGCAACAGCAGAUGCAACCGCAAAUGCCACAGCAAAUGCAACAGCAGAUGCAACCGCAAAUGCAACAGCAAAUGCAACCGCAAAUGCAACAGCAAAUGCAACCGCAAAUGCAACAGCAAAUGCAACCGCAAAUGCAACAAAUGCAAACGCCUCAACAGCCACAAUCGCCGUACCAGCAACAGUAUCAACAAAACAUUCCACAAUUGCACAGCCAAUUCAGCUCACAGCACAACGUGUCGCGCGGCUCCCUCGCCGGCGCCGGCUCCGGCGGCUUCGGCUCCACGCCGCACCUCGUCCGCGACCUCUACUACCAGCACCAGCCCGACUACUACCCGCCGCAGUACCGCGACAUGGACCCGGAGUACUCGCGCCCGCAGUUCUACCUGCACGACGGGCCUGCGCAGCCGCAGCGACGCACCUGGGCGCAACACGCUGCGCAACAUGCCGCGCAACACGCGCAGCAACAUACGCAACAGCACGUGCAACACCACGAGCACGAGCAACGCGGUUGGCAGUUGCAUCAACAGAACCACCAACAAUACCAGCAACCGCAACACGAACCGUCGCCGCAACGAACGUGGAGAUCGCCCUCGCCACAACCGCCUUUAGAUCGAAAUUGGAACCCGCAGGGCUUCGUGCUCCAUGAAAGGAGCAAUCAGCCAUUCCAAGUCCACUACAACAACGACCGGUAUCAGAACGGCACCGAGAAUGUGCGAGACACACAAAACCACUUAAGCUACACUGUGAUAAACCCUAACCAACAAUACUCACAAUCGCCGCCGCUCACGGCCAGUCCGCAGCGCCGCUCCAAGACGCCGCAGCGGCAAGGGUCCCUGCCCGAGCCGGCGCGUCGGCCCGACCCCGUCAGCCUGCAGCAGCUGCAGGCCCCGCCGCCCGACGACAUGGAGCCGCAGAACAUAUCGUUCAUCGGCAACGCAGAGGACGAUGCGUUGCGCCAAGGGAUCAACAGACUGAACAUCUCGUCCGGAACGAGAACGUAUCGCAUCCCCUCCCCGACCAGACCCUCGCUCAAUCGAAACUCCUUCCAGCAGCUCGAGCAGGAGGAGGCGGGCGAAUCCAACGAGAAAGGGUUCUACAUAUCGUUCGACAACGACCAGCCCAAACGACCCAAGCCGCCGUUGCGUGCGAAGCGAGGCUCACCCAAAAAAGAGAGGUCCACCGAGUAUCAUAGUCCUGACCGGAGUCCGGAGAACACGUGGAACGAACGACUGCCUCAACCAGCAGAGGAGGACGAGUUCGUGGUUCACAGGAACACAGGGUUGGAGCAAGCGAUGGUAUCUAAUGACGUUUCUUCGGAACGGAGAGAAACGCCACCUAGAGAGCGACCACAACGCGCCGCCGGCGUCGAACCGGCGGCACUAGUCAUCGGAGAGAUGAAUCCUGACCCGAACUCAGCGGAGGAGAUGGAGCGCAAGAAGGAGCGCAUCAUGUUGCUGUCGCUGCAGCGGCGGCAGCGCGCGGACGAGGCGCGCGCGCGGGCCGAGGCCGCCGCCGCCGCGCGCCGCGCCCGCGACGAGGCCGUGCAGGAGCAGAAGCAGCAGCGCAAGGAGGAGCAGGCGCGCCGCCGCGAGGCCAUCCUGCAGCAGUACAAGCUCAAGAAGGCUAUCGAGGAGGCCGAGAGAGAAGGCAAAGUGUUGGACAAGUCUGAGUUCAUGGAUAGUAUAAAGGCGGGCGGCAUGUCGCCGGGCGGCGGCGGCGGGGGUGGGACGGCGCGGCUGCGGGGGCGGGGGGCGGCCCGGGCGCGGCCCAAGACCAUCCACGUGGACAGCGGCGCGCUGCACGCCGCCGAGGGCAUGCUCGCCGCCAAACAACCCUCGCACACCAACCUCGCCGCGGGCGGGGCAGGCGGGGGCGGCGGCACCAUGCGGCGCGACUACUACCGCGGCUCGCAGGACAGCCUCGCCGAACGCGCCGCGCUCUACCGCGAGUCUCCGGUGGAGGAGCGCGGCGGCAUGUCGCCGGGCAGCGCGUCGAGCGGCGCGCUGGGGCGGCGCGGCUCGUGCAAGACGUCGCGAGAGCGUGUGAAUGAGGAACCACUGACGACACGUGGAAGGUCUAAAUAUUCCACUUACCAGAGUAACUUUAAGGCGGGACGCAAGUCAAGCUCUCUUAUGAAUUUGUGCGACUCGGGUCUGGGCCGCGCGACGCCGCCGCGCCGCGCCGCCUCGCCCGGCCUGCGCGCGCUGGGCUCGCCCGCCUCGGGGCCCGGCUCGGGGCUCGGCUCGGGGCCCGGCUCGCUGCCCGGCGCCAUCGGCAAGCGCCGUCUGCACGACGACGCCUCCGACGCCUCCUCCACGCACUCCUCCAUCCUCGACUACUCGGGUCCGCGGCUGUACAAGCAGCCCACAACGAAGUCGAACCGCGGCAUCAUGCUGAACGCGGUGGAGUACUGCGUGUUCCCCGGCGCCGUGAACGCGGAGGCCAAGCGGCGCGUGCUGGAGGAGAUCGCGCGCUCCGAGAGCAAGCACUUCCUCGUGCUGUUCCGCGACGCCGGCUGCCAGUUCCGCGCGCUGUACUCCUACUGCCCCGACACCGACCACGUCGCCAAGCUCUACGGCACCGGGCCCAAGCACGUCAACGACCGCAUGUUCGACAAGUUCUUCAAAUACAACUCGGGCAGCAAAUGUUUCUCGCAAGUGCACACGAAGCACCUGACGGUGACCAUCGACGCGUUCACGAUACACAACUCGCUGUGGCAGGGCAAGAAGGUGCAGCUGCCCAGCAAGAAGGACAUGGCCCUAGUUAUAUAAGCUACGUCGUAACACACGUUAUCUAGUCGCAGGCACGACGGCACGAGUCAGCCUUCACUUCAGUUCGCUACCAUAGGGCAACGGUGCCACGGUCCAUUGUACGUAUUACUAUGUCGGUUAGUGCAUUAAACAGAACGGAGUUGUGUUUUAUUUUUAAUGUUUACGUUUCGCUCGUGCAACGGUGUGAUGUCGAGUGUCGACCGGCGUACGCGCGGUCCGAUUCGUCCAGAAUAAAUCAAUAAUUUUUACUCAGCAGUCAUAGUGAUCGAAUUAUAGGUAAUUGUAACUAGUGUAGCGGACGGGCGCGGCGUGUGGUGAGAUGGUGAGCGAUGGUGAGCGAUGGUGAGUGGUGGUGAGUGGUGGUGAGCGGUGGUGAGUGGUGGUGAGUGCCGCACGGCUCGCUCGCUCGUCUGAUCGCGUAUGAAUGUGUUGUUCAGUGCAUAAGCGCAAUGUUUGCCAUAUGUAUUAGUGAGAAGGUCGAUACGUUCCAAAUUGAAUUUUGUCUCAAAAGUGUAACAGCCAAACUGUCGGAUGUAUGCUCGAUGUAUAAUUAGGAUGCGUUAAAUUUUUUAGUAAAGCUGUUCCCUCACGUAUAAAGUAACAAGUUCACAAACUAAUCAUUACUCGCUUAUCUGUUAUAAUGUUAACUCGUUAGUGAUUAUUUCGAUUGACUGCAAGUUAAGAGUAAGGUGAUUGUCGAGAUUUUUGUUUAACUGACAUUUCGUUUAUUUCAGUUUCCAUUUUUUUACCGCUUGUAUAGCUAAAGUAAGACAAGGCACAUUCUAUGUGGUAACUGUACUGCCUUAUUCUGUAAAUAAUUGUUUUUUUUUGUAUACAGCUAUUUAUUAAAAGAAUGUUAAACGACAAUUGAUGAAUAUCAUUUUUUCAUUGUUUAAUGAUUGGUCAUCAAUAAUAUACUACCGAUAGUAUAUGGUAUGCAAAUAUAUUGUAUUAUUAAAAAGCAUAACGAAAUAAUAUUGAAUUUCAUAUUA
Messenger RNA from Manduca sexta (tobacco hornworm), 6443 nucleotides. It is a transcript of the gene Patronin, whose product is annotated as patronin. Gene Ontology annotation, cellular component: microtubule minus-end. Gene Ontology annotation, biological process: neuron projection development; negative regulation of microtubule depolymerization; cytoplasmic microtubule organization. The record is from RefSeq and is a predicted model, not a curated record. Gene Ontology annotation, molecular function: spectrin binding; microtubule minus-end binding; calmodulin binding. The transcript is spliced from 27 exons. Bases 343 to 5451 code for a protein of 1702 amino acids. NCBI's taxonomy places the organism in Eukaryota, Metazoa, Arthropoda, Insecta, Lepidoptera, Sphingidae.